UCCAGUCUCUUACCAGUGUCUUUGUCUCACACUCUUUUGUUAGCCAUGCCUAGCUUGCUGGUUCUAGCAGGGAUAAUGGAGAAAAAUGGGGGCUACGGCGGGGAUUUAGCCGGCUCCGGCUUCGGCAGCGAAGGUCUCCUGGUGCCAACCGAGGAAGAGGAGGACGAUUCCCGAGCCCUUAGAGUUGCGCUGGGCCAACUGUCGCUGCUGGGUCUUGGAGAGGGCGAGGACCGGGCUCCUGCGGGUGGAGGUGGUGGUGGAGGAGUUCAAGACAGGAGUAACGAUAACCACCACAAUCACAUCCAAGCAGAUCCAGGGAUGUUACAAGGGAAGAACAAGUUGUGCGCCCUGUACGAGAGCUCGCCCACCGAAACCAAAGGACGGGGCUGCAACAUAACGGAGUGCGUCCCCGUGCCAAGCUCCGAACAUGUGGCCGAAAUAGUGGGGAGGCAAGGUUGCAAAAUCAAAGCUUUGCGUGCAAAGACAAACACCUACAUCAAGACACCCGUCCGAGGCGAAGAACCAGUCUUCCUCAUCACCGGCCGCAAAGAGGACGUGGCCCUGGCCAGGCGUGAAAUCAUCUCAGCUGCGGAGCACUUCUCCAUGCUGCGGGCCUCCAGGAACAAGCUGGGUGUCUCUUUCAGCGGCUCGCCUCCUGCACCGUUACCUGGCCAGACAACCAUACAGGUGCGUGUUCCCUACCGCGUCGUGGGUUUGGUGGUCGGACCGAAAGGCUCAACUAUAAAACGCAUCCAGCAGCAAACGUGCACUUACAUCGUGACUCCGAGCCGUGACCGUGACCCCGUCUUUGAGAUCACUGGCUCCCCCGGGAACGCUGAACGGGCAAAGGAAGAAAUCGAGGCACACAUCGCCUUCCGCACAGGUGGCCUGCAUGACCACAACAAUGAGAACGACUGCUUGGGACCUGACAGCGGCAACGGGGGUCUGGAGAGCCGUCUGCAGCAGGUGUGGGGGCUACAGGGGGCCCCGCGCAAGCCGCUUGCCAGCAGCUACCGCCAGAAUUUCUCAGACGUCAUGGUUGGAAGUAGUGGAGGAGGAGGAGGUGGGAUUUACAGUAAAGGUGACUUUACCAACCAUGGCAAUGGGGACAAGCCAAGCUCCUACUUCGGAUCUGAGGGCACUCAAAGCUGGGGCGAUCCCGACUAUCCCAAACAGGUGGCUUACUACACCCAGCAGCGCUCCAAAAGCUUUGGAGGCCUGCCUCUUCCUCUGACCAGACUGUCGCCGGGACUGCCUGAACCGUGUGGCACCGGAAACUCAAACGCCGUGGUGUCUCCUCAUGCUCAGGCGCGUCGUGCCCACAGCGAGCCCACCACCGUCACCGCCGCGUUCACCGGACGUCUCCCCGUGCCGGAUUCACCACCUGCCAUUGCUCGAGAGUGCAUGACCUGUUUUGAGAGCAAAGUGACCGCCGCUCUGGUCCCUUGUGGUCAUAACCUCUUCUGCAUGGAGUGCGCCAUCCGAAUUUGUGAGCUAAACCAUCCGGAGUGUCCUGUCUGCCACACCCUGGUCACACAGGCCAUCCGGAUAUUCUCCUAAAAAGUUGACUUUUUUUUCUUUUGCUUUUUUGGGGGGGCUCGUUUUUACUCUGUAGAAUCAGUUCACUUUUUACCUUUUUACUUUUCUUCUUUUUGGUCAGUAUUCAUUUUUUGUUUUGUUUUGGUUUUUUUUCAGAAAACACAAAACCAAAACAAGCAGAUAUUUUAGAACACACUGCUUGGUUUACUAAAAAAAAAAGGAAGAAGUAUUUUCAGAUUUUUCUUUUAUAUGUACACAUAUAUACAUAUAUAUUUUAUAAAAGUUUUUUUAAAAAUGGAAAGAACGUAGUUCUUAGCAUGUUGGUUUGUUUUGCUUUAUUUUAUUUAAUUUUUUACUGGUGCUGUUUUUUUCUCCACAUGCUGUGUGUGGACAGUAACAGAAGAAAUAAUGUGAACAUUUUACACUUUUCCUUUGCUGGGGAGGUAUAUUAUUCUAUAACAAAAGUUUAUUUCCUAAGAUUGGAGUAUAGUUUUACAUCCCAGCAUCUUCUGGAAAUGAGCGAAUAUUCUUUUUUUUUAAGGCAAACUAGAAUCUUAAAUCUUUGCACCUUAAAACUGAUGUAAAGUGAUUGUCGAAUAGAAAAUUACAUUUCUACAUGUCUAUCUGAAAUAGAUGGUAUAGAAAUACGGACUGAUGUAUGACCUGAAGGCUUUAAAUUCGGAUCAUGUUCUAAAUGACAAUUACCGAUGUAGUAUCUGCUUUGCAAAUCAAUAUUCGAACGGGUAAUUGACGUGUAAAACAGGGAGUUUCUUUUUUUUGUUUGGUUUUUGCACCAGUGAGCCUAUUAUGUGAUUCAUCUAAAACGGAAAAAACUAUUUGAGCAAACUGAUUGGUCAGCUCAAAAAACCUUGGAACGCAUCCAGUGUUCUGUUUAAGAGGAUUUCCCGGGUUUUUUCAGUAACGUUUUUAAUUCUCUUUUUUGCACUCAGUAUGUUAUGAUUUUUUAUUUUCCACAUUAUUUAGUAAAACGCUGAGCAUAAGGCAUAAGAUGAAGUACAAAAAAAAAAAAAAACAGCAGAGGGGGCGAUUGAGGGGAGGGGGUCUGUAAUCUGAUCCUGAAUAGACCAAACAGACAAAAGCAAGCAAGACUCCGAUGUACUAUGUAAAUCACUUGUUCCCGAGGUGCUGCAUCUGAGUUGCAAAGCGUCCUCUGACUGUCCGUCUGUACUGAGGCAGGUGUUGCAUAUCGUACUUUAGAUUACAUUUUUUAUUUUCUGAGGGCUGGGCUUGUCGGGGGGACUGUGCUUUAAUUCUACGACCCACUCAUUUGCUGUAAUGCCUCCAGAGCUCCUCCCUGUGAGUAUAUAGUUUUGUCGCAGUGGUGGUACAAUCCCCGGAGCGCCCCGACAUGGCCUGCCCUAGGAGGAGCUGAUAAUUAGCCAUACAUCAGAGUCCAGGUGCAAAGCAACUGCUGUAGGAAGGAGGGGUGGCAUACAGUGGUGUGAAUGAGGAUGGAGACACCGCGCAGGGGGCUAAACUAGGUGCAGCUGGGGCCCCUCCUGUUGAUCGCUUGCCCGCUCCCGUUCUGCUAUUCCCAUUGGGGAGAAAUGGGGCCUCUUUUGUCCUGCCGUAGGGUGAAAAAAAAAAAUCCAAGAGCAGAUUUUAUUUCAAAGAGAAAAGCUGGCCAUUCUGGGUAGAGAGUGUGACUAGAUAGACCCAAAGCAUUUUUCUUCUGAGAUUUCUCAUUUAAUGUGCACAAGAGGCAGGCUGUCGAAGUUUCCAUGGAGUCUUCCUUCAUGAGCGGGACAUCCUGCCGUGACCCCCUUGAGACAGGCCUGCCAGCGCACGGUCACGAGCAGCCAAUCAGAGAACAACCUUGAACUCCACAAUGAAAUCAGACAAUUGUAAUUGACAAGAAAACGGGGGGGGAAACGCCCAAUUCGGUGGCCGCUCAUUCUGAAUCAAAUUACACACCCAUUGCCUGUCUCAUUGCAGGCUGGGGGAUUUCGGGAUAGGGAAUUGAAGUGUUCGGAGUUUGGGAAACCGUUUUUUUCCCCCCUUUCGCUAGAAGGCCACUACAAAAGAAUGGAGCCACUGAAAAUGCACUCAGUUUGAAAUGGGUCAGUUUUUCCCCCAUCGAGCCUCUCUGCGCCAUUGCCACGUGCGCGGUGUUAGAAGAUAUGCUAGGGUAAGCUUGUGAUUGUAUUUAACUUACUAUAACGAUUUACCUUUGAGCCAUUAGCAUCUUCAAUAUUAGUUCUUAAAAACUUUUGACUGUUACAGUAAAUAUACUUAGUCGUUUCUGAAUUCGUGUAUUAUAGCUGCAGUAGCGCCUUGUUUUGCUUUUGUUUCUAUAAGCAUUAUUGUAAUAAGGUAUUUUGUUUAACUGAAAUAUAUGUCCCUUUAAGUAACUCAGAUUUGAGAUAGAAAAUAAAAACUGAAAAGGCUUAACAAAUUAAAACUAUUUAAAGCACCUUAAGUAAGCAAACAGCAUUUGCAAACGUAAUGCAUGUGCAUUUAUCAACAGCGAACUCAAAUGGCAAAUAUUCCUGUUAUUAUUGCACUUGGGUUAUAUUUUGGGUUAGUAUUUGCACGGAUAGCGUAUUUUGACACUUAACGGUUUUUCUAAACAUUGCAGUCUUUAGAAAUAGCAUCUUAAUUUGCUUUAAAAUGAAGUGACAAUGCGAUGGUAUUUUCUAGUUCUUCAAAUCCCCAGCACUGAUCAGGGACAGACGCCUGUCCAUUAAAGGGAUGUAUGUUUGUGCGUUUCGGUCAUUUCUAUAAAAAACCAAAACCAUUUUUAAAAUAGGAUCAAUUAUGCAAACUUUAAUAGCUCGGAUUUUAGAAUCUGAUUCAGAACAACAGUGGUCUGUCUAGAUGCCAUAUUUUGUUCUCCUGCCUCCUUUAAGGUCACUAGGUCAGCGUAUGCAGGAAACAGCAAUAACUAGUUAAUUCUUAUCAAAAAAUGCACUGUCAGAAAAAUGCUUCUAAAUGGUUGAUAACCCUAAGAAUUGUUUAAAGCCAUGCACAUCGUAUUUUUCCAAUUAAAGCCCUUUGUGAGAAAACAAAAACAGUAAUGACUUUCCCAAUUAGAAAAUGCAGCACUUCAAAAGUUUAGUUUCUUAACCAAACGCCGCAACUUCGAAUAGAGUGAUGAUAUACUACAAAGAAUGUAGGCUGGAUCAGUGGAGAAGGUGCUGUUCGAGUAUUCAGCGCGAGAUAUUAUUCAAUGUAGACUUUGUUAAAGACUUUAUACAGCCAAUCACAGCAAAACCUUUUUUGAGUAUUAUUUAUUUGAUAGGAAUAAGACUAUUUAUUGACAUGUAGGGAGAUAUAUAAUAGAGACCGACUAUGAUAGGCAUAUCAUUAAAUAUAUUUCACUAUAUAAGCAAUUCUGAAAACAUUGUAAUAGUCUCUAAUAGCCUACUUGCUAGUUUGUAAUAUUGUGUAAGGUGUCAUCCCAAUAGAUAUUAAAUAAAGUGUGAUGUUAUUGAUGCCCCAAAAUCUGAAAGCCCUUCAGAAAGUACAUAACCAAAAAUUAGGGUUAUCACAAUCAAUAGGUGAAAGAAUCCGUAUAGUUAAGUUUGUACAGCAUUUGCUUUGACUAUACUGAUGCGUACGGUUAUGAUUAUACAAAAAAUAUCUACACACCCUAUUGACAGGAUUUACUGCAUGUAAAGCAGCUCAUAAGAAAUACAGAUAUAUUUACAAAUGCAUAUCAGAAUGGUCUAAUCACCAUUCAAAUCAUUUCAGAUGGAAAGUUCCUUUAUAAUUUCAGAAUGACAAGGGUACUAUUAUUAUGCCUAAUCCAAAAUAAUAACUGCCCGUGCUAAAAGCCAUUCUGAUUGAGAAGGGGGAGUGGUCACAACCUACGACUCCAGAUUAACAAUGAAAAGUGGUCCGGUUUGGAGUCUGACAGGUUUAACAAGAAUGUGUUGUCUAACGUAAAGCUUAAUAUUAAGAACCACUGUGAAUCGUUUCCGUUUCUGCUUCUUUUUUCCAGUAAUUAUUAUGUGGUGUUGUUAAAUAGUUGCGGUUCAACAGCUUCUCUUGCUUCUUUUUGGUUGUGCAUGCUGGGAAAUUAUUUUACAGAGCAUUAUUAACCUUUGAACAGCCUGUGUAGAUAAAAUAUAACAGAGCCACUUGUACUACAGAGAUUUAUAGUGAGGACUACAGCUGGUGUUUAAUGUAAUGCUGUACAAUGACACUAGUUUAUUUUUCCAAACAUAUUUCUCUUACCCAAUAUAAAGUAUGUAAUGCACAAAUACCAGAUAAAUGCUCAUAUGUUUACACACCCCAAGCAGAGUCUGUUUAGAAGGUGCUUAGCAUUUAAAAAAAAAAAAGAAAGUAUUUUUAUUUUUAGUACUGCCCUGAGGAUGCCAUAUAUGAAAUAAUUUACACAAAUCAUUUAUUCCGUUCAGAAGUUUGCAUACCUUAAUUCGUAACGCUGCGAUUUCUCCUCAAGUGUCAAUGAUUGUUUGCAGCCUUUUGUGAAAACUCGAUUGUCCCGAGUCUCAAAGAGAUCAACAUCGUAUAGCAACCGUGGGGAAGAACUCAAAUGUGCAAAGAGCAUGCUGGGAAACCAAAGAACUUAAAGGAUGUUUGUCAAGAACAGUGGGCUGCUUCAGCUCAGAUGACAAACUAGAGACUCAAAACGAUCACAUAAGAUAAAAACGGUCAUUGACACUCGAGGAAGAAACAUGAAUUUAAACAAGGCAUGUGAACAAUUUUAUCUUGUGGAAUAUUAAGGCGAGACACUCCAGGUGAAUAGGGUAAAAAUUUUACUAAUAGAUUUAAUAGAUUUAUAUAUUAAAGUUUUUUUUUAAUGUUUUAAAUAUGCAAAUGACCCAUUAUCAUAUUAAAUAUACACAAAUUUGCAUACAUUUUCAGAACAUAAAUCUAAACACUGGAUAGAGCCAGAUUAAAAAUUCUUAUUUUAUAUUACAGUUAAUAGACUUUACCAAGGGGUGUGUUUUUUUUUUUUGAGGAUUCAUUUUCAUCAUGUUUUUAGGAAAAAGCGUUAAUGAUAUAUCAGCAAACCCAGCUGUAAAACAGCUCAGAAUAUACAUAGGAAUAAAACCGUGACGUACAGGAGAAAACAGCCUAGGAAGAUAUUAUAAUUGAAAUCUACAGAUGCAAAUAGAUAAAGUGCAAUACAAUAAAUACUCAAAUGUGUAAUUUGCACGUUUUCGUCCCUUUAGUCUGAAACUAUGUAUUACAUUUGGCCUAAACUCUCAAAAAAUUGACCAGUGCAUGGAAAAAGCAGUUUUUUCAUCUGAAGUGUCUCGCCUCAUUUAAAUAAAAACUGCGAGGGAUGUACUAAAAAUAAAAUAAAACACGAUUUAAAACUUCAUUGAGGGGUUUGCAAACUUUUGAGCUGAACUGUACCCUGCAUUCCCAUAACGGAUAUAUUUGCAUUUUUAGUCUUGUUGAUAUUUGAGUUUUUAUGCGCCCGCUUAGGCGAACAGUAAGAUAGCAAAGCUGCACGUAUUUAUCUAUAACCGCUGAAGCGUCCAUUCCAUAGAAUCACCAGAGAACAUAUACGUGAUGCACUUAAGCAAUUAUAAUGCCUUUCAGUAUAGUACAAAGGGCAAAUAAUGUAUUUGAAUGUAAAAAUGGCCACCCAAACAAUGUCUAAUUUUGCCUUUUGUUUCUUUAUCAAAAGUGAGCUUUAAGUUGAAAAUCAUGGCUAGAGAAAUACCACCAUAUCUGUCUAGGUUCUUCCUCACAGCAUUUAUACAAAGCAACUUAAAAGGGAACUUAAAAUGUCUUAUAGCUGUUUUGUAAGAUUCUAUUUUGCUAACAUGCAUUAUUAUUUCAUAGAGGAAGAGGUCAGUAUCUGGAUGUUAUUUAUGAAUAUCUUUAAUGAAGCAAACAUAUUUAUAAGUAACUUCAAGAUGUUUUGUUUUUUAAUUAAAUUAAAAAGUUAAUAUAUUUCUAAAACGCAUGAAGUUGAUUUCUACUAAAAUUAUUAAAACUAUAGAAUUUUUUUAUUUAUGAAAGUUAGAAAAAUCCACACUUCUGACAGCAUAAAAAACGAGUGGGGUGGGGUUUCAAAGGCUUAUAUUUUAAAACGUCAGAUACGUAACGUGUGCAUUAACAAUGGGAUAACGGCAGAAAUAUUUUAUAGCAUUUGGGGGUAUUUUAGUCACCUCAACUUUGUGCCUCAAUACCACGUUUUUGCAUAUUAGAAGAGCUCAGAAGUGUUGUGUACUCAUCCUUUAACACCUCAUAGCUGAGUGAAUAAAGGGUCCCUUCCUUUUUUAAUAUUUUAAAUUGCUUUGGUUUUAAAUGCAAUUGUUAUGAAGCGAUAACAGGCUCAAGUAUAACAGGGUGAAACAGAAAAAUGAUUGCGCAUAGUACACGCAUACAGUAGUAAUAAUUCAAGCAAAAAUCAACUACAUGUAACGUCGUUCCGAUUUCCAAUCGCUUAAAAAUAUGCAUGACAAAAAAAACAUAAAAAAAAUAAAACAUUUCCAUAAUUCAGAUGUUCCGUUACAUAUUUGUUUGCAGAUUUGUGGACAGAAUUCAGAUUUUGAGCACACCGCUAUUUGCAUGUUACUUCUAAACAACAUGUUUUGUCACAUACAAAAUGAGGCUUAUGUACGAACUACACUCAAGGGCUGAUGACUGCGUUUCAUUAUUACCGAGAGUGUUUCAAACAUGUCAAAGCGGUGAACUAUUGUUUACAAGAUUACACGCAGAAGCAUAGUCUCAGUACUUCAUGGUGAACAUGCAUCUCGACUUUGUUUUGGCUCUGUGGUGGCAAUGAUAGUUGUGUAGUGGUUUCAAUUUCAGUCAGACAGGAACAUGGGGUGGGGGGUUGGGGGGUGUUUAGGACGGUCACUGACGUGACCUCGCUUGGGAUGAGUUACUCCGGUCCGACAGUCUGUAUUUGGUAGCUUCCAGCACAGUAGAAGUGUUUCAUACAGCUCUCAUAGUGGUCUUAGUGCAUUAGUUUGGUCAAGCAUCUCCUGGUACUAGUGUUCAAUUUAUUGUUGAUAAACGAGGGGUUUGCCACAUCAUAGACGAGGCGAGCCGAUACUCCACGAGUCGUUUUAAUUUCAUAAUUCAGUAUAGUGUCUACAUGGGGCACGCAAACUGCAGGUUUUUCCUUAGAACAUGUUCUCUGUGACUUUCAUUUUUGAUAUUCGAUCAAUGUAUCUAUGCCAUACUAGUUUUGAUUUUUGGGUUAUUUUCGAGAAAUUGUAUUGUAAAUGUUUCUAAUAAAACAAACUGAAUAAU
Molecule: messenger RNA, 8745 nt
Organism: Carassius gibelio (silver crucian carp)
Lineage: Eukaryota; Metazoa; Chordata; Actinopteri; Cypriniformes; Cyprinidae
Product: RNA-binding protein MEX3B-like
Exons: 2
Coding region: 46-1560 (504 amino acids)
Molecular function (GO): RNA binding
Source: RefSeq, a predicted model, not a curated record